AUGGGUUACCUCUACUAUCUCUUCCACCCUUACCAGCUUCGAUCGAUCAUUCAAUGGAAGGUCUGGCAUGAUCCCGUCCACCAGCGCGAUCCCAGCACAGAGUCCCCAGAGCUAAAAGAAUGCUUUCGCUACCUCGAUAUGACAAGUCGCAGCUUCGCUGCUGUCAUUCAAGAGCUUAACCACGAACUCCUCGUCCCCAUCACUCUCUUCUACCUCUGCCUCCGUGGCCUAGACACCAUUGAGGAUGACAUGACCAUCCCCCUGGAUAAGAAGGUUCCCCUCCUUCGAAACUUUCACAUCACUAUGGAAGAAGAUGGUUGGCAGUUCCAUGAGAGCCAAGAGAAGGACAAGGAGCUGCUGGAGCACUUCGAUGUGGUCGUCACAGAGCUCAAGAAGAUCAAGGCCCCUUAUUACCAAAUCAUCCAAGAAAUGACUCGCAAGAUGGGCAAUGGCAUGGCUGACUAUGCCCAAAACGAGGAGAUGAUCAAGAACGGUGUGCAGACUAUUGAAGAGUACGAGCUGUACUGCCAUUACGUCGCUGGUCUCGUUGGCGAAGGCCUAACGCGUCUGUUCGUUGAGUCAGAGCUAGCUAACCCCAAGCUUGCUGAGCGUCCUUCUCUCACCGAGUCAAUGGCGCAAUUCCUCCAGAAGACCAAUAUCAUUCGAGAUAUCCAUGAAGAUUGGCAAGAUGGCCGAAGAUGGUAUCCCAAGGAGAUCUGGAGCCAGCACGUCGACAAGUGGGAGGACAUGUUCGACCCCAGCCAGCAAACAAAAGCCCUCGAGUGUGUUUCAGCGAUGGUUCUCGAUGCGCUGAAGCACAGUGAGGAGUGUUUGUUCUACAUGGCGGGCAUCAAGGACCAGAGUGUUUUCAACUUUGUUGCUAUUCCUCAAGGCAUGGCCAUUGCGACAUUGGAGCUUGUCUUCCGCAACCCUGAGGUCCUCAAGAGGAACGUCAAGAUCACAAAGGGCGAUGCCUGCAAGAUCAUGUUCGAGUGCACACAAAACCUCUACACAGUAUGUGAAGUCUUCAAGCGAUAUGCCCGGCAAAUCGCCAAGAAGAACGACCCUCGUGACCCCAACUUCCUUGCCAUCAGUGCUCAAUGUGCAAAGAUUGAGCAAUUCAUUGAGACUCUCUUCCCCAAGCAGGACCCAAAGAAGCUCUCUGUGACUCAGGCCCAGGUCCAAAACAAGGAGCCAACUAUGGACGGAGGCGAGACUCUUGUUCUCUUCGGUGUUGUCAUUGCAGCUCUGGUCUGCAUUUCUGGUCUCAUGAUCGGUACCGCUUGGAUUUUCGGAGCCAGAUUCGAUACUAUCUUUAGGGAAGCCAGUGUCUUCCUACCAGGUGGCGAGAAGGCUACUCCCAUGAUCACGGGUCACGAAGAAUUGUAA
Molecule: messenger RNA, 1389 nt
Organism: Fusarium mangiferae
Lineage: Eukaryota; Fungi; Ascomycota; Sordariomycetes; Hypocreales; Nectriaceae
Product: putative farnesyl-diphosphate farnesyltransferase
Exons: 4
Coding region: 1-1389 (462 amino acids)
Biological process (GO): ergosterol biosynthetic process; farnesyl diphosphate metabolic process
Cellular component (GO): endoplasmic reticulum membrane
Molecular function (GO): squalene synthase [NAD(P)H] activity
Source: RefSeq, a predicted model, not a curated record